AUGGCCAAGAAGGGCGAGGAGGAGAAGCUGCGCAAGGCGGGCAUCAUCGACAUGCAGUUCCGGCGGGUCAAGUGCAAGUACGGCGAAAAGGUCACCUUCCACGUGGAGAAGGGGUGCAACCCCAACUACCUGGCGCUGCUGGUCAAGUACGUUGACGGCGACGGCGACAUUGUGGCGGUUGACAUCAAGGAGAAGGGCGGCGACGCGUACGAGCCCCUCAAGCACUCCUGGGGCGCCAUCUGGAGGAAGGACAGCGAUAAGCCGCUCAAGUUCCCCGUCACCGCCCAAAUCACCACCGAGGGAGGCACCAAGAGCGUUCACAACGACGUCAUCCCCGAAGAUUGGAAGCCCGACACCGCCUACACCGCCAAAUAA
This is a messenger RNA of Miscanthus lutarioriparius, 375 nucleotides long. The record is from the annotation of a GenBank genome assembly. NCBI's taxonomy places the organism in Eukaryota, Viridiplantae, Streptophyta, Magnoliopsida, Poales, Poaceae.